Molecule: messenger RNA, 587 nt
Organism: Penicillium brasilianum
Lineage: Eukaryota; Fungi; Ascomycota; Eurotiomycetes; Eurotiales; Aspergillaceae
Source: the annotation of a GenBank genome assembly
GACAUGCUUCACGAAUCGCGGCUCUGCAUCUUUGAUCCUAACUACCACGAACUUUACCUUACCGGAAUUGAUUUUUUGUGAUCUUUUCGAUUCUUCAAGAUGUCUGCUCCCAGUCUUUCUGCUCUGAGCGCCUACCGGCAGAUCCUGCGUGCUACCCGAGUGGCUUUUAGAGAUGACGCUCGCGUGAUGGUCGCUGCUCGCCAGGAGGCCCGUCGCAACUUCGAUCAGAACCGCCGUGUUGGAAUCGACACCGGAAUGCAGAUUAACCACGCCAUCGAGGUGGCCAACAUCUUGCGACACAACCUGGUGCAAGGCGCCCGGGAGGACGGCGACGAGUCCGCCAAGUGGCAACUCCGGAUCCACGAUGAGAUCGAGCGUGGCGACAAUGAUUCAAUCAAAGUCGGCGAUCAGAAUGUCAAGAUCCACAAAGCCUGCUCUUCCUGAUCCGAGCCAUCCCAAUCCUUGACCACCUUGCAUAUAUGUCCCAGCGAUGGGUGACAUCCACCUACAACGUCCUCCGACGGGUUGCGGAUGGACGGAAAAGCAAAAAUUACCAGCUGGGGUGGGACUGAACCAUGUAUUAUAAU